AUGAGUCAAGAUUCUGUAUACUACGGCAGAUCUGUCAACAAAGUAUACAACCAAGAAUUCAUAAUUGAUCGACGAUUCAAAAUCAUCAAAGAGUUGGGUCAUGGGGCAUACGGUAUUGUUUGCUCAGCCAAAUAUGACGACGGCACCAAUGCUGACCCCAACACUAAUCUGUCCUCAGCUGAUGGAUCAUACGUUGCCAUCAAAAAGAUUACCAACAUCUUUAGCAAAAAGAUUCUAUGCAAACGUGCUUUAAGAGAGAUUAAAUUGUUGCAAUUCUUUAGGGGCCAUAAAAAUAUCACAUGUCUUUACGACUUGGACAUUAUCCCCAACCCAUUGACGGGUGAGUUCAAUGAAAUCUAUUUAUACGAAGAGCUAAUGGAAUGCGACAUGCACCAAAUCAUCAGAUCUGGCCAACCAUUGACCGAUCUGCAUUAUCAAUCCUUCAUAUACCAAAUAUUGUGCGGAUUAAAGUACAUCCACUCGGCCGAUGUGCUACAUCGAGAUUUGAAACCGGGAAACCUUCUCGUCAAUGCUGAUUGUGAAUUGAAAAUUUGUGAUUUUGGACUUGCUCGAGGAUUUUCAGAAAAUCCUGAACAAAACCAAGGAUUCAUGACUGAAUAUGUGGCAACUAGAUGGUAUCGAGCCCCCGAGAUUAUGCUCAGCUUCACCAACUAUACUAAGGCCAUCGAUGUGUGGUCUGUUGGAUGUAUAUUGGCUGAAUUACUUGGAGGCAAGCCGCUCUUCCGAGGUAAGGACUACGUUGACCAAUUGAAUCAGAUUUUGAUGAUUUUGGGAACACCACCGGAAUCGACCUUAGUUAAGAUUGGUUCUCAGCGAGCACAAAACUAUGUUCGCUCCUUGCCCAUUAUGAAGAAAAUCAGCUACCGACACUUAUUCCCCGAGGCCAAUCCCUUGGCAUUGGACUUGUUGGAGAGAAUGUUGGCUUUAGAUCCAUACGAACGUAUCAGUGUUGAUGAAGCUUUGGAACACCCAUACUUGGAAGUAUGGCACGACCCGAGGGACGAGCCUGAAUGCCAGGUCAAGUUUGAUUUCAAAACAUUUGAAACGUUUGAAGAGUUGGAUGAAAUGAAGCAACUUAUCAUGGAUGAGGUGAGAACAUUUAGAGAUUUCGUUAGAAAACCAAUAGAGGAACAACAGCAAAUACAAUUGCAAAUGCAAAUCCAACAACGCGAAAACCAAGAACUGGAAGAACAACAAAGACAACAUAGAGCAAUUGACGUUAGUUCUUCAUCAAACAUACGUGAAGAUGAUUAUCCCAAACCCCAGGAAUUGAAUGACUUUUCCUUCCAAAGCUUAGAACUGAACAACUAUCAAUACGAUUCUAGAGAUGACAACAUGAGUGGCGUAAAUGUCAAUGAUUUCCAAAACACCCUUGGCCCCGACUACUACAAAUUAGAAGAAGAGUUGGGAUUUGGACUAGACGGAAAUGCAUUUGACAAUUUCAAUCAAUAA
This is a messenger RNA of Lodderomyces margitis, 1473 nucleotides long. RefSeq names its product mitogen-activated serine/threonine-protein kinase (gene MKC1). Gene Ontology annotation, molecular function: MAP kinase activity; ATP binding. Gene Ontology annotation, cellular component: nucleus; cytoplasm. Lineage: Eukaryota; Fungi; Ascomycota; Pichiomycetes; Serinales; Debaryomycetaceae. Bases 1 to 1473 code for a protein of 490 amino acids. Gene Ontology annotation, biological process: intracellular signal transduction; protein phosphorylation. The record is from RefSeq and is a predicted model, not a curated record. The transcript has a single exon.